UGGCUCUUGAAACUCAUUUUUAUUUUGUAAGCUUUUCUUACUUAAUUUCUUAUUUUCCUCUGUGUCCGACUUUUAUUUGCAGUUUGUUGCUUGUUAGCAAUAACGAACGUUAGUGUGGCUUCCAGCGUUGGUUUCUUCGUACUCAAUUUGAGAUCAUUGAAAAUAAAGAUAGGAAACUGGCAGCCUCUAUUAAUGUGGGAUUGUAAAAUAGGACCGAUUGUAUAAGCGACGUGAAAAUCAAGCUUCCUUAUUUCAUAGUCGUGGCUCAGGUGUGUUUUGGGACUGUUUAUAAGGUAAAGUCAGAGACAGACACUGGUGGAAUAAAAAAAAAAAUGAGUUAAGAAUUAUGUGCAGGAUGGAGGGAGUGAUUUAAGCACACAACAAAAGUGACGCAAGGCAGAAACUACUACGUAUUGAGCACUGACUUUUAGCCCUGCGUGUCGUAAAUACUUUAUACGAAGACUUUAAUUACUGAAUAUUUAGUGCUAAUUACUAAAUUUAUCAUUCAAAUGUUUUUAGUACCUAUUGUGUGCUGAGUGCUGACGCUAUGACAGUGACCAUUAUAGAUUUGUGCAGUGUCACUGGAGGAAACGAAUAAUCACACAAGUAAAUGCCUAUCUACCUAACUGUUGUUUUUCCGUCGCUAAGUCAUAUCCGACUCUGCGACCCAAUGGACUGCGGCAAGCCAGGCUCCUCCGUCCUCUGCUUGUCUCCCAGAGUGUACUCAAACUCAUGUCCUUGGUUAGAUGACUAUCUAACCAUCUCAUCCUCUACCUAGAAAGAAGUUGAAAAGAAGGAAUGUAAGGUGUUGUGUGGGCAUAUAACCGGGGACUGAAGAAAUCAGUUCAGAUUUUCCUAGGAAUAGGUCAUCUUUCAGCUCAGUUAUUAUGGAUAAGUAGGAAAUUAGGUGACGGUGACUCCCAGUACUGGAGCUCUUCGGAGCCCCCUCCCACCCCCGCCCCCAGAAAGGACACAAAAACGUUUUCAAAAGGAAGGAAGAAAGAUCCAGGCAAAGGAAAUCAGUUCCACAAAGACUUGAGAAUGUUUGGGGAACUGAAGAUCAGAACAGGUGAACUGAGGGUGCGGUUAGUUCCGGUCAGAAAAAUGAUGUGGUGCCUUUUAAACAAUAUUAAGGUUUGGGGACCAGUUUUUUCUUUUCUUUUUUUAAAAACUUUUAUACUGAAACUUUCAAACUACUCAAAUGUAGUGAGAGAACAUUGCAGUUAACUCCUUGUCAUGUUAUCCAAGGUAUUUGGAUCUUAUUUGAAGAGUAGUGGGAGGUCCUGAUGGAUUUUAAUCAGGAAAGUCUCAUAAUCAAAUUUGUAUCUUAAUCAAAAAGGUCACCCUGAUAAAAGACAAAACAACAAAAAAGAGAAUUCCCUGGCAGCCCAGUGGUUAGGACUCCAUACUUUGACUGCCGAGGGCCUGGUUUGAUCCUGGUCUGGGAACUAAGAUCCCAUAAGUUGCGCGUCAUUAAAAAAAAGAAAUGUCACCUUGACUCCUGUGUAGAAACUGAAUUGGAUGGGAACAAGAAUGGAUGUGGGGAAACCACCUAGAGAGGAUGGUACUAGGGUUGUGGUUGUGAAGAUAGGGCAAAUUCAAAGAGUACAUAAUUGAUCUUUCCUUGUGUUAGUAAUUCUAUAUUCAUGCCUUUUGGAGGAAUCAUGGAAGGUUUUCUAAAGGAGAUUGUAUUUGAGAUGGGUUUUGCAAGGUAAAUAACAGUAUGGAGCCCAUUCUGGAAUGAAAAUGUCUUGGUGUCAAAAGGGUAGCUAAUUCAGGGACCUGGAAGGUUUUUUUUGCAGAAGUUUCACCUUUCUCCUAGGAUUUUCUCAUUGAAAUUACUUUUGUCACUAUCAUUGUGAUCCUUGUGAGCAUAUAACCCUCCUUAACAAUUUUUUCUAUUAAUAGAAGAUAGCAAAAAUGUAUGUUCUUCAUUACUGGGAUUACAGCUAAGCUAAGCUAAAACUUUCCAAAAUUUUUCAUUUUUUGUUUUUGUUAUGCACAUAAUAGUUAAUAAACUAGAAUUCACAAAAUAUACAAAUAAUUGUCUUUUUAGUAUUUGAGUCUGAUGCUGCCAUAGUUUGCUCUUGGCGGCCUAAUCCUAUUCUGUAGAAGAUGUAACUGAAAGGUGAUCCAUUGGUUCCUUUUCCCUUGUGCUGAAUGACUUUAUCCUUAAAGGAGAAACUAGUUUCUUCAUAGCAUGCCUAGUGGUACAAUAUCUUGAUUCAAACCCAUAAUCUUAAAAAAAAAAAAAAAAAUAGCCUGUAGUAUGUUUUUAAAAAUAAGUAAAAUUUGUAAUAUGCAUAUUUUUCUUUUCAAAUUCUAGUGUAUACAUUAAAAGAUGACCUUUCUUGGUAGUCUAAAUUUAUUUUGACUGGAUUUUCCUUUUAGUGGAUACAUUCCAGAUAGCUCAGUUUCCUCUGGCUCCUGGCUGAUUUUAUUACUACAGUUGUUGGGAGUGAGUGGGAUAAUAUUUGAGACGGUGUUUAGUAAACUGUGACAUACAAUACAAAUAUAAGAUGAUAGUGGUACUAAUUGGAAGUAAGCAGAAGCAGAAUGAAGGAACUUGUGUUCAUCCGUCCAUUCUGAUGCCCAGCCUCAUACUGGUAACUUCGAUAUUUGUCAGAUGGCUUUUUUAUUUUCUACAUACAGUAUGUACAUGACUUAGGUUCUUUCAUGUUACGUGACUGAUGAUUGUAGAUGCUCAGUCAAUGGAUAUAAAAUUUUUACAUGGUUCAUUUCCAUGUUACUAAUUUAUGGUAGAAAUACCUAAAAUGAUAGUAAGUUUAUGUCCAUUAUAGAAUGAGUUUUUUUUUUUCAAAACCAUUUAUUUAUUUGGCUGCAUUGGGUCUUCGUUGCAAUGUGUGGGAUCUUCACUGUGGCACAGGGGCUUAGUUGCCCCACAGCAUGUGGGAUCUUAGUUCCCUAACUAGGGAUCAAACCCAUGUCCCUUGUAUUGGAAGGUGGAUUCUUAACCAGUGGAUCACCAGGAAAGUUCCUAGAAUGAGUUUUUACUUUAUAAUUCUGUGCUGUGUUUGCAAUUAGUAAUUCAGUAUAUUUUUUUCCUUGUUAGUCUGUAAACUUCCUAUUAAUGGAUACUGAGUUUGUCCUUCUACCAUUAGUUCUAAACUAGUACCUUGCACACAGCAGUGGGAGGUUCAGUAAAUAUACAAAUGUUUUUUAAAGUUACAUUAGUGAAAUGAAAAGUGAAAUUUCAUAGCCAUGUUGAAAUUAAAACUUUGAGACUAAGUCUGAAGGUGUUUCUUACUAUAAGUCCUUGUAACAGAGGCUAUAAUUGGGGACUGGGAAAAGAGAAAGGAGCAUAACAUUACUGUAGUCUCGAUAUUUCUUUUGUUCUGUGAACAACCUUCUUAGGAGGAUAAUUAUCUCCAAGUUACAAGUUAGGCAACUGGUACUUAGAGAAGUUAAACAACUCUUAAGCUCAAAAAUGAUGUAGCCAUUAUUCCAGCACAGGAUAGUUUGAAUGCAAGGUUUGUUCUUCAUUCUCUUUUGUUCUCAUGGAACAAGUGAAAACAAUUUAUCAAUAGCUUAAACUAUGAAAUGACAAAACAUUAAUAAUUUGCUAGAGAAUAAUAACUUAUUAAUGGGAAACAUAGUGAGAUGCUUUAAGGAUGGCUUCUCCUUGCUCUGCACUUGGCUAAGCACCUUGGAGGGCUUCCCUGGUAGAGCAGCUGGUAAAGAAAGUGAAAGUGAAAGUUGCUCAGUGGUGUCUGACUCUUUGCAACCCCGUGGACCACAUAGUCCAUGGAAUUCUUCAGGCCAAAACACUGGAAUGGGUAGCCUUUCCCUUCUCCAGCAGAUCUUCCCAACCCAGGGAUCAAACCCAGGUCUCCUGCAUUGCAGGUGGAUUCUUUACCAGCUGAACCACAAGGGAAGCCCAAGAAUACUGGAGUGAGUAGCCUAUCUCUUCUCCAGUGGAUCUUCCCAACCCAGGAAUCAAACCAGGGUCUCCUGCAUUGCAGGCGGAUUCAGCUGCAUUGCAGCUGGCAAAGAAGCUGACUGCUUUAUAUCAGGAUCUGUCAAUGUUAGCACUUGACAUUUUGGGCAAUACUUUCUUGUGGGGACUGUCUUAUGCACUGUAGGAUUUUCAGCAGCAUCCCUGACCUCCUCUACUAGAUCAGGAGCACCCUUCAUCCCAGUUGUUUUGACAACCCAGAAAUACCGCCAGCCAUUGCCAGAUGUCUUCUUAGUGGCACAGUUGCCUCCUGGUUGAGACUCACUGCUUUAUCUUUAUACCAUAGUUUCAUAAAAACAAUACUAAUAUAUAAAUGUUUUCUCUUUGAAUGCAACUAAUUUUUUAAAAAGUGAAUACUGGGUUUUAUGGGCUCUGUGGCUCAGUGGUGAAGAAUCCACCUGCAAUGCAGGAGAUGUGGAGACACGACUUAGCAACUGAACAACAACAAAUAUUCCUUUGUGUGUAUAUACUAUGUGUUGUUCAGACAUUUAUCUGUUGGUGGACAUCUGGGUUGCUUCCAUCUCCUUGCUUUUGUGAAUAAUGCCUCAGCCACCAAGUUCUUUUCUACAGCCACUGCGCCAUUUUACAUUUCCACCAGCAGGGUUCCAGGGCUCUAAUCUCUCCACAUCCCUGUCAAUGCUUCCUAUUUUUGUUUUAUUAAAUAAUAACUAUUCUAAUAUGUAUAAAGUGGUAUCUGAUUGUAACUAGUGAUGUUGAGCAUCUUUUUCAUGUGCUUAUUGGCUGUUCAUCUAUCUUUUAGAGAAAUGUCUGUUCAGAUCCUUUGCCCAGUUUUGAAUUGGUUUGUUUUCCCUGCUGUUUUUAAGUUGUAUUUUUCUAUCAUUCACUUGAUAGCUGCAAACCUUUGACUGCUUUCCAGAGUUCUGACUAAGUUGUUUCUAACAGUUUCUGCUUAUCUUUCAGUGUUUCUGUGGAGAUAGGAGCUUGCAACUGCCUGUUCCCUCAUUUUGCUGACAUCAGCCUCGAGUUCAUUUUGGGGGUGGGGAGGGUGGUUUACUGGAGUAUAAUUAUUUACAAUGUUGUGUUACUGAUAGUUUCUGCUGUGCAGCAUAGUAAGUCAGUUAUAUGUAACUCUUCUUUAGAGUUUGUUCCCAUAUAGGUCAUUGCAGUAUUGAAUGGAGUUCCAUGUGCUAUUCAGUAGGUUCUUAUUGGUUACCUGUAUUAUAUGUAGUAGCUUAUAUAUGUCAGCCAAGUUCAAUUUUUAAAUUUUAAAUCUUGGAUAUAUCUAGAAUUUAUUUUUGUGAUGGUGACUCCAUAUGAUUGUUGAGUUUAUUUAAAAGUCCCAUCUUUUCCUGAUUUUUUUUUUUUUUCUUUUAGUCUGUAAUAAUAGUGUGGAUUCCUCAUGGGUUUUUGUUUUAUUCAAUGAGUAUAAUCCAUUAAUAUCGUCAUUUACUUUGAUGUUCCAUUUCCCAGAUUUGUCCAGUGGGAGCCUCUUCAUGUAGUUUCAGUGUCCUUUUAUGUCUUCUUCAUUCACUGAGCACCGUCUUACAUUCUGGAGCAUAAAACAAAAGAGAAUGAAAGAAGUAGAUAAUCUUGAAAGUAUAAAGGAAGAAUGGGUUUGUGAAACAGGAUCUGACCACCAACCUCUUAGUGAUAGUCAACAAACAAAUUGUGAAUAUUUUGUUGACAGCCUUUUUGAGGAAGCUCAGAAGGUUGGUGCCAAAUGUUUGUCUCCCACUGAACAAAAGAAACAGGGAGUGAAAAGUGAAAAGAAAGUGAAGUCACUCAAUCGUGUCCGACUCUGCGACCCCGUGGACUGUAGCCUCCAAGGCUUCUCCAUCCGUGGGAUUCUCCAGGUAGAUGUAAGUAUAAAAUUAUGGAAAAAUGGAUUCACUGUCAAUGAUGAUUUCAGAAGUUAUUCUGAUGGUGCAAGUCAACAGUUUCUGAACUCCAUCAAAAAAGGGGAAUUACCUUUAGAAUUACAGGGAGUUUUUGAUAAAGAGGAGGUGGAUGUUAAAGUUGAAGAUAAGAAAAAUGAAAUAUGUAUGUCAACAAAGCCUGUGUUCCAGCCCUUCUCAGGACAAGGUCACAGACUGGGAAGUGCUACACCAAAAAUUGUUUCUAAAGCAAAGAAUAUUGAAGUUGAGAAUAAAAAUAAGUUGUCUACUGUCCCACUAAACAAUCUGGAACCCAUCACUAAUAUACAGAUCUGGUUAGCCAAUGGGAAAAGGAUUGUCCAGAAAUUUAACAUUUCUCAUAGGAUAAGCCACAUCAAAGACUUCAUCGAAAAAUACCAGGGAUCUCAGAGGAGUCCUCCCUUUUCCCUGGCAACUGCUCUUCCUUUCCUCAAAUUGCUAGAUGAAACACUCACACUGGAAGAAGCUGAUUUACAGAAUGCUGUAAUCAUUCAGAGACUCAAAAAAACCGCUGAACCUUUUAAAGAACUUUCAUAGCAUUGAUUUUUGAUACACUAAAUGGAAAGUUUCCCAAAAAAUGAUGGUCAUAAGUGGACAUGCAAAUCAAAACAAGGGAAAGUCAGAUUUGCUGGGUUUUGCACUGUUUAAUUCCCUGCUGAUGAGAUUUUAAAAUAAGUACAAGUUAGGAAAGUAAACUAUUACUGGAAACUAUAUUCAGUGAACUCUUUCCAGAAGGCUACUCAGAAAGAAAAAUAUACUUAUUUUCAAAUACCAUUUAUUCAACAUAAGAUAUAUUCAAUAACUAUAGCAUCUAAAAUCUUAAUAUGGUAUAAAGUAGGAAAUAUGUGCAUAGCAUCUUUCAUUCAAAUAUCAUUCCCAAACAGCAAUGAUGUGUUUAAAUGUUAACUGUCUCAGAUUUUUUAAAUGGCAAUACAUUAAAAAAAUUGUACAUGGCAGGUUAAAAGCAUCAAUGUAAUUUUCUCAUAUGUGAGAUACAAUCAUAAGGCUGAAAGGGUCUGCUUUUACCACAGCUUUACGUAAACCUCAGAAGUGUUCCCAAUUUGCAUACUCCAACAGUCAAAUAUUAACAAUAUCUGGGAUGUACUUUCAUUUAAGAAUAAAAUUGUGUAGCUUAGUAUAAUGUCA
This is a messenger RNA of Dama dama (fallow deer), 6996 nucleotides long. It is a transcript of the gene UBXN2A, whose product is annotated as UBX domain protein 2A. The coding region runs from base 5452 to 6387 and encodes 311 amino acids. Lineage: Eukaryota; Metazoa; Chordata; Mammalia; Artiodactyla; Cervidae. Gene Ontology annotation, cellular component: nucleus; cytosol. The transcript has 8 exons. The record is from RefSeq and is a predicted model, not a curated record. Gene Ontology annotation, molecular function: ubiquitin binding. Gene Ontology annotation, biological process: proteasome-mediated ubiquitin-dependent protein catabolic process; Golgi organization; autophagosome assembly.